AUGAAGGAAUAUGAAAAUUUCGACAUUAUUAAAAAGAAAUUCAGUCCUUUACUUUUUAUAUUCCGAAGAGAUGAAGAAAAUGAAAUAAAGAAAUAUUCGAAAAAAUGUACCUUGGUAAACCUUGUAAAAAAAAAUAAUCCUUCGCCCCCGAAAGAAACAACAGAGAUAACUAGAAGUAGACCAAAUGUUUUUUUGGCCAAUACAUUUCAUAAUAAUAUAGAAAGACCUUUUAACACAUUCAACAGAUUUCAUCAUAAUGACAUAAAAGAAAGGGGGAAAUAUUUUACUACCAAGGAUAUGAUAAAAAAUAGAGAAUUAGCUUAUGGUAAAAAUUAUGCUUUAAACAAUAAUGUUUUAUAUUCUAAAUACUUUCCAACAAUUAUAAAUAAUAAUUUAAUAAAAUAUUCAAAAGAAGAUAAGGAUCACUUAAGAAAAUUAGAAAGAGAAUAUGUAAUUGUAAGUAAGGUAUACACAUAUAUAAGGGAAGAUAGAAGUAUAUAUAUUUAUAUCUUUUAG
Messenger RNA from Plasmodium reichenowi, 516 nucleotides. RefSeq lists its product as hypothetical. The transcript has a single exon. The record is from RefSeq and is a predicted model, not a curated record. The coding region runs from base 1 to 516 and encodes 171 amino acids. NCBI's taxonomy places the organism in Eukaryota, Apicomplexa, Aconoidasida, Haemosporida, Plasmodiidae.